GCGGUGUGGCUUUUGGGGGUGGAAUUACCUCAUCUCCAAAUUUACGCACGGACUUUUUUCUUGUUUUUCCCUCUCGAUUUAACGUAAAUUAAUUAAACUCUUAAUUGUUUUAUGCUAAAGAAAGAAAGCUUUACCUAUCUAUAGCUAUAUGUUGUUUCGAAUAUUUUUUAGAAAUAAAAAUAUGCUGUUUUAAAAGUAAAGAUAUAAAUGCUUCUGUAGCAAACACUUGAAACAUGUUUUAUUCCCACCUUAUUCCCUUCACAGAAAUCCCCUCUCAUAACAUCCACCUCCAAGUUUUUUCACUCACAUCCUAGAUUGUAUGUUUUGAUUUAUCUCAUUCAGGUGUAUUGCGCACUACGGCGCAUGCGCAGCGCUGCUCUUACGCCAGGUGAAGUGUGCCGAGUGAAGCUCUGAUGGUUUCAGUGAAGCGCAGCAGUGUGUCAGUGGGAUUGUGUGAGUGGAGCUCUGCAGAUGUCUAUGCUGGAGAGGAUAGACUGGAGGGUGAGUUCACUUUAUACCUACAGCUGACUUUGGGUCGAGUUUAUCGGUGUUUGCUGCUGAUUCUGUAGGUUUUUGUUUUUAUUACUUCCACCUUUAAUCACCUGUUCGUAAUGGCGCGGAGCCGCGUGCGUUAUGGAGUAACCGGUGAUUAUUGUCAAUGAGGAAGGGAUCAAUCUUUAAUGGAGUGUGAGAGAUUUGGUUUUAGGCUAUAGGAGGAUUACAAAACCGAAAUGCUCACCUUUGAAUACCAGAGAGGUAUGUUUUCUUUUUCUCUCUCCGUCUUAAUAACCUUCAGCUAUUACAGUAUUAUGGAUUAUGUAAAAGGGAGCAAAGGAAUCGAAUAAUCGGCGUAGAUUCGAAUAAAAAAAAUCAUCUUAACAUGAUUCAAUACAGGUUUUUAACAACUGCAGAAAUGUUUGAACAGAAUAAAGAUAAAAACCGAGCUCUUUGGAGAUUAUUUAGUCAGUUUAUCUCAAUAAAGGACCAAUUGUGUUUCAUUUUGAAGCAUUUUAUAAACUGUGAUAAAUUCUCAUUAACCAUUUUUUCACACGUAACAUAACCAAUUAAUCGAUUUAGUCGACAUUUUAAGCAUUUUAAUCCUUACGCCUGGUAUCAGCUGCAGUCUUACGGAGUGAUUAAAGUGAUUUUGUGAUCAAUUUUCCCCUCGUGAACCUUUUUUUCUUUAUUAAAAAAUCACACCUUGCGUAACUGAUUAAUCGAUUAAGUCGAAAUUUCAAGCCUUUUAGUCCUUACGCUUGGUGUCCCUGCAUAGAGUGAUUAAAGUGAUAUUGUGAUCAAUCCUCCCCCAAUGAAACAUUUUUUUCCUUUAUAUAUAAAAAAAAAUCAGACUUAACCCAACCAAUUAAUCGAUUUGGUCGACAUUUUUAGCGUUUUAAUCCUUACGCCUGGUGUCUCUGCAGUCAUCUACAGAGUUAUUAAAGUGAUAUUGUGAUCAAUUUUCCCUUCAUGAACCUUUUUUUCCCUUUAUAUAAAAAAGUCACACUUAGCCCAACUAAUUAAUCGAUUUAGUGACGAUUCAAGCAUUUUAAUCCUUACGCCUGGUAUCAGAUGCAGUCUUAUAGAGUUAUUAAAGUGAUCAAUUCUCCCCUUAUUAACCCUUUUUUUCUUUAUGUACAAAAAAAUUACUCUUAGCCCAACUAAUUAAUCGAUUUGGUCGACAUUUCUUUUAAUCCUUACGCCUGGUGUCAGCUGAGUCAUUAAAGCGAUAUUGUGAUCAUCAGGAGAGUUCAGAACACCACCGUCAGGCCAAGCGUGAAUAACUUUAAUGGAGUCUCUCUUCAACGUGUAAAACGACAUUUAAUCAGUCUGCAUCACAACAAGCCAAAGACCAACACGUCCAAGAAAAAAAUGGAGAGAGAGAUAAUCCUCCACGAUUGUUCCCACACAGCCGAUCAGCUCAGCGUGGGUGGACGGACGCCACAGGCUGUUAGACAAAGGUCUGUCUAAUAAUCUCACAAAUUAUAAUCUGACAUUCAGCAGCCUGCUCUUCUAAUUAAUGAAGUAUAGCUUUAUAAUGAGCACACGGUGCACUCAUUUUUACACUGAGGAAAAAAGAUAAAUUUCAACAUAACUAAAAGCAACAAACCCGAUCAGAUUUAAAAGUGAUUUAUCGAUCCUUAUAAUUAAAACCAAAGAGAAAAACAAACAUCUUUUGUCCUCACUCUGGGGUUUUUUAGAUGCAUAUCAAAGCUUCAAAGCACUCCUGAUUUGGACGUUGCAGAGCUCCACCAAACAUGUAAAUGAAGUGAAGAAAGAGUUUUCUUUUUUUUUUGUUGGGAUCCUUUGAGCUUUAGAGGUUUGGGGAAGAAUGAUGCUGCUGGGCCCUCGGGCUUAUUGCGGUUUGAAACAAGCUCUUAACCACCACUGUGAAACACCGGCAUUAGACUGUCACGGGGUUAUUUGGAGGCCCAUUCAAGAGCAGGAUCAGAUAUUUCUCACUUAGAUUCAACUUUAAAAAAAGGCAGAAGUUAUUUUCUGUCAGUAGAUAAUGGGAAAAGGAUUAAAUGAAGUUAGAUUAGAGGUAUAAGGGGUAAGAAGAGCAGGGUAUGAGCCUAUACUCUGGCCUGCAAGACAUCAGAAAAAAUGAAUCAUUCUCACUUACGAGAAUUUCAAUUAUGAUUAAAAACCAAAACUUACUUUCUCUAAAAUAAUUAUACUAAAUAUUACCAUAUAGGUUACCUGUAAAAAUAAAUAAAUAAAACAUAAGAAACCUCAAACCUUGUAUAUAGAAUAUAAAAAAUAUGUAUAUAGGGCAUGAGUAUAUGUAUUUUUUAUAGUAUUAAAUUGCAUUUUCCCCACACAAUCCCACAUUUUUAUAACGAUUAAUCGCUUCCCUAUUGUAUGGUGUGACGAAACCAUUCAGAACAUCUCGAGCCAGGCUUGUGAUUGGUUGAGAGGCAUUCCGAUGAAAGUUAUAAGCACUCACUAACCUAGCAACCGAUCACUUUAACUUUUUAUUUCAGGUUUUGCUUCCCUUGCUUUAAAUAGAUAUUCAAGACUCUUAGCCGAUUACAAACAUCUCUGUAGUGUGUUAAAAAAAAGCUGUUUCUGAAUGACUUUCAAAAUAAGUAUUGGUUUGGUGUCUAUGGUGGCCGAGAACCGCCACUGCUGCAAACAAAAAGGAAUGCAAAAAAAAAAGAGAAAAGAAACUACAAUGGAUGUUACUGAUGCAAAAGCCCACUGCAAAUAAAAAAGAAAAAAAUACAAUGACGCAAAAAAAGUGGUGAUGCAAAAAAAAAAAAAAAAAAGAGUUACUCACUGCGAAAAUAGAAGGAUGCAAUUAAAAAUAAGCCACAACAGAAGUGAGCUGUCGGGGACCAAUAAUGAUGAUAAAUCAGUGUUUUACGAUCUAGGCACAGAAGAUGAUGGUGAAAAAGUAAGUGGAAAGGUAAUAGUUUAAUUUUGCUUUGUAAACUUUUUAACUCGUCGUUUGGUUAGGCCAUGUAGGGCCUGAGUCGAUAUGAAGUUAAACUUGAGGAUGUCUGUGUAGUGUUAGCUUCAGUUCAACUUCAUAUCAACUGAGGCGCUACAUGGCCUAACCAAAUGAUGAAUUAAAAAGUUUACAAAGCGAAAUUAAACAACAACCUUUCCACUUACAUCUUCAUUAUUGGUCCCCGACAGCUCACUUCCAUUGUGGCCUUUUAAUUUGCACCCCUUUAUUUUUCGCAGUAAGUAACUUGUUUUUUUCCAUCGCCCCAUUUUUUUUUUUUUUUUUUGUUGCUUCAACUUCCUUUGUGGCUUUUUUAUCUGCACUGCUUCUAUUUUUAUUUGCAGUGGGCUUCGGUUUCCUUCUUUUUUUGUGACUUCUUUUAUUUUGCAUUCUUUUAUCAUUUGCAGGAGUGGCAGUUCUUGGCCACCAUAGCUACCGAUACAAUUUUUUUUGAAUUAUUCUGAAAUAGGUGGGCUUGCAGCACUCCUUCAAAUUAAAAGCCCUGACUAGAAUUUACUGACAAGACUUGGUGGCAAGAUACUUGAAUCAUUGAGAAACAAAAAAGUAGAAUAUCUUAAAAUCAGAGGUUUUUUUAAAGGUCUGGCACAGUUUAGGCCUACAUACGGACAGAAUUCUGAUUGGACGUUUAUCCCGCCAAUCAGCAAUAUGUUCAUGUUCCCUUUUCCCUGACAUCAUCCGGCAGGGUUCCGCCCACUCUGCCCGUCUGUGCAGAUAAAGUAGAGUCAGUGCUGCCGUGUGCACCAAUGAGACUGAACAUCGCUCUUUUGUCCAUGAGAGGGAGUCAAGUUUCUUAUAUGCACCGUUUUCGCCCACUUCCACGGCACAACUACACAGCACGUUGGCCGGAGAGGGGGGAAAUAUCGGUUCGAGGACGAUAAUUGUCUGUCAGAGCGGCUGUGGAGACUCCUAUCUGCGGUCGGACUGUCAGUUCUGUCGGUCAGUUUUGCUCUUUUAAGCCUCCAUACAAACAUCAACUUCAGCUCUUCUCCGAACAACGAGGAGGUUCAUGAUCACCAGGAAGCUCUCCUUUCUUCUUUACCUGGAUUAACACACCAGAUAUUUUUUUUAAUUUUCCUACUUUCCGUCUAAAAUUGGAGGUAUUUUUUUCUCUUGCAAUAUGUUGUGGAAAUUAGCCGACAACGUGAAAUAUGAAGAUGACUGUGAGGUGAGUUUGUCAUAAAACGGAGAGAGAAGGAAGUUUCUUUUCAGCAGAAAGUUUACUUUUCAACUCCAGAAGUAUCUGUGUGUAGAUUUUUAUCUCAUGUGCAUGAUAAGAUAUGGAAGAUAAAGGAAGGGCAACAACAAGAGGACAAAAAAAACUAUGAGAAAUUAUGUUAAAAAGUUGAAAAACGCAGGCUGCAGUUAUAAAAUGAAUAUUACAAUAGAGCAGUAAAAACCCUAUUUUAUAAUAACAGGCUGAUAAAUGAUAGGCUGAUUCACAACAUCCGCCCAGGCGAACAAUUAAGUCAUGUAACACUAAACUGAAUCAAUAAAUUUGGUAAGUUUGUUUGUUUUGGAUUUGUUUUAUUUUGGAUCCACCAUUUUAUAAAACAAAAUAUGCAGCAACUAUUCUUCCUGGGGUCUUUAUCUUCUUUUGCAUUUUCAUUUUUAACUUAUAAAACAUAUAUAUACUUACAGCCAUAACACUCAUUCUACACUCCACUCAUGCAGAAGCUCUUAUUCAAAAAUAAACUAAUACAUAAAUAAGAUAAAGAAAGUAAAAACAUCUUUAAAAGCCAAUGCAUAUAAUGGAGUUAUACAUUGAAAAUACUGCAUCUAAUCCAGGUCAAAUUUACGUUUUUCCCGGAUUAUUAUUCUCAGGUGGGUAAGAGGCACUUCACCCACCCUGAGGGUAAAAAUGUCAACUCUACCUGCCGUCUUAUUGUCACCUUUCUCAGCUGACAUGUCUCCUUCGUCCCCUCAGGAAAGGCACGACGGCAACAGCAAUGGGAACCCCCGGCUGCCCCACCUGCCAGCGGUCAGCCAACACCUCUACAGCCCGUCUCCUUCCCUCUCACACUCGGCCAGUUCGGACUUCCAGCCCCCGUACUUCCCGCCCCCUUACCAGCCCAUCUCCUACCCGCAGUCCAGCGACCCUUACUCCCACCUCGGCGACCCUUUCAACAUCAACUCCAUACACCAGUCCCCGUCGUCGAACCAGCAGCAGCCGUGGCCCGGAAGGCAAGGCCAGGAUGGGCUCGGAGCUCACUCGAGGAGCGGGCUGGCGAGUCAGAUCCUCGGCCUGGAGGGAGGCUCGUCCGGGGUGAGGAGAGAAGGGUUCCGCCGGCCGGAGCUGCUGCCCCCGCACCACAGCAUCGAGUCGUCGGUGAUUGGAGACAACAUGGGGAUGCACGACAUGGGUCACGGGCUGGAGGAUGUUCAAGUGAGUGUGGAGAUGAGUGUUGAAUUAGUGUGUUUGCAUGCACACAAACUGAGCAGCUAUCACAUGCUAAUUAAAGGAUACCACAUGAGCAAACAAAGAGGCUUUAUUUGAUCCCAGGAGAUUAAAAAAAAACUACCCUUAAUGUCACCCAGUCAGAUGGAAUUGAUGAUACUUAUUUUUUUGGGGAAUAUCAGAUUUAGUAUGACAUUUUAUUGUGCUUUUAAUGAAUGCAUAUUAUCACUUUUGCCUGUUCAAGUUCAUGCUAACUCUUCUACAUGUGCAUGUGUUUUCUAAUCUCUGUUUCUUUCUUCUUUUUUAUCAGCAUGUAGACGACCACAGUAUUAUUAUGGCAGAUCAGACAGUCAUCAAAAAAGGUGAGUUUAUCCCAUGUUUAAAUAUAAACUUUAACAGCUUAAAAAAAGGAAAAAGAAAAAAUCAAAGCGCUCCGACAAGGAGGGAGGAAAAAGUUGCUGCCUGGGGUACAUGUGCCUUUGUACAGCCAAAUAAAGUUGCAGUAAUUACUGGCAAGGGCUGGAAAUUUACCGUAAGGACUGUAUUUUUUUUUUCACUCUCCACAUACUUGGAAUUGUCAUCACAAUUACUUCUAUAGUGGCAUGUCAGGGCACUCAGUGCAGGAAUACAACACAGGAGGAGUCUUGUAUUUGUACUUGCACUGCAUACACUGGUAAUCCUCACAGCCACGAGAUGCACUUAUCUAAGCUUGAUAUGAUCCACCGCCUAUUCUGUUGGUGAAGGUGUUUGAAUGGUUGCCCAGUGGGAAAAAAAAGCGAUCCCUUUCAUAAAACGACAGGCUUAUUGACAAGACACGAAAAUUGAGCAACCUUCAGCGUCGACUGCGAGAGAAAGAGGAAAGCUUCGGAUCAUCUUUAGGCUGGUUAAGCUUGCAAUUGCGGCGCUUUUUUCAGUCCACGUUAGCAGGAAAUUAUGAGUUGAUCUUUGACGCAGUGUUUGGCUCUGCAGAACCAGCUUUUGGCGGGGUGUGGCAUUAAGGGCUUGCAUGUGAAGGACAGUUUAGUUAUUUGUUGGGACAUGAACUGUUUUGCAGGAGAACUCAGUCCUGCUGUUUUGUCAUCAGGGCUCCAUUAAACAGACUUUGAGUCAGGGAGAGAUCAGCCUCAGACGAAUUAUUCCACUUCUUUGGUUUUUAUGCGCUUAUUUAAACCAUACAGAGGGAUAAAGAUGACAGAUAAAAGGAUAAAUAUGCUCCUUUAAAACUCUUGAAAAUAUUAUAUAAUAUUUAAUCCUGUUAAAAUUAAUUCAAAUCAUAUAAAAACUGAACCUCAUGCUGUAGUUUGUUAUUACCAGGCCUGACUAACUCGAUUACUCUGUGAUAUUUAACACUAAAUAAAGUUUUUUUUAAAGACUGUAAAAAUAGUUUUACUGUCUUUAAAGACAAAUUUACAAUCAGACAUAUAUAUUUAUACAGCACAAUAAAACAACCGCUCUCCAUUUGUUACGUAAACCAGCAAUGGCUCAUUACAUUGUUCCCAUGCUUAAGGGCACGCUAUGGGCGAUCUAGGUUUUCCACUUGUAAACAAUGGCAUGUCAUUCUCAGCCAUGUGCCCCAGAGGAGCCCUAAAGUACUCAUGUGACUCUGUGAUUUCUGUCUCAGUAUUAGGACUACGAGGUGGCAGGAACCUUGAUCGCUUACAGAGGACUUAUUAUCAGGGGGGCAUUCUUGCGGGUGAGGAUGAAGAUAGCUUUGUUUUGUAGUGUGCUGUACUUGUUUUUGUUUGUCCGAUGCCUGUCAGUGCUUUUGUGGUCGGGUCGGGUUGGGGGGGGGGGCAAACUUCAGGGCAAAAACACACAAAAAUCCAGACCCUGUGAGAGCAGGUAUGACACAGCACUGAGAUGUAUCUGGGGCUGAGAUGAGUGACAGUCUGUGUGUGUGUACCUGUUUGUGGAUUGUGUCUGGCAUGAGGGCGUUUAAGCCGUUUUACCCACCAGUGUUUGGGAAAGCACACAAAAGCAAACCCUGGUGUGCAGAGCUGCACACACACACACACACACUCUUCCCUUUGAUUAACUAGAAGAAAACCCAGAUUCAUUUUUGCACAGAAAGGAUUUCGAUCAUUAGAGCUUACAUGCACAGAAAAAAGUGCAUUUAACAUUUCUUAAAUUAUAGUUUCUUUGUGUUUCUUUACUCUUCAGCUCACCCGUUUUUCCUCUCCUCACCCUCCAGGUCCUGUCACUCUACCGAAAGGCAACACGCUAGGUCUUCCUUUCCAGAAAGAGUCCCUGCUAGGCAUGGUAUCGAACCCAACAGAGGUGUUCUGCUCGGUGCCGGGCCGUCUCUCCUUGCUGAGCUCCACAUCCAAGUACAAGGUUACUGUAGCCGAAGUCCAAAGACGCCUGUCGCCCCCUGAGUGCCUGAAUGCAUCACUGCUGGGAGGAGUUUUACGCAGGUAAGGGCAUCCUAGUCUUUAAGUCUUUAACUUAAAGAAAAUGUCUUUGUUUUAAUCUUCUUUUAGCGAUAUCACUUUUUGAAAUGUCUCUGAAACAACCUCAAAUGCGCUAAUCUGGUACCGCAUUUUAUCAUUCACUUACAAAAUACUAAAGUUCUUCUUCUCCAAAAUAUAAUCUGACAUGGUGAUGAUAUAGAGCUAGUUACAGCUGCUGUUAUACAUUAACUUUCUUUGUUUUAAGAUGCAGAAGCAAUGUGGGAAAAGUUAAACAAAACUAAGCAACCGACAGAAUUUAGAGCUUUAUUUUUUGAACAUAAAAUAAGCAAAUUAAGUUGAAAAAAACUGAAAAUGAAGCAUGAUAUGGAGUCAAAGAAAAACAGUGUUUCUAUGACGCUCCAUACCGGUGCAAACAUAGAUUCUGCUAGCAUUAGCUCAGCUCAGCUUCUUUUUGUCGUAAUUUUCCUUCAAUUUACUGAGAUCUGCUUCCUUUAGUAGAUUUUAACGCUCUAUUCUCUGAGUAAGAAUAAGCUUAUGUUUAAAUCUCGUUGUUAAACUUGGCGUCAGGGAGGACAGAGCAGCGUUUAACUAUCCGUGUUGGUUGUGAAUACUUAAAACAAAGACUCCCGGCGCUGUCGACCAAAGCUCAGAGACUCAUGGGUAAAGCUUUUCCGAAAGCACAGCUUGUCUCAGUUACUGUAGCUCAUCAGUUUUUUGCGUAAGGUUCGUGACAUUCUUUGUGUGGUCUGCAAUUUUGGUUGUGCGCUUCCUCUGGGGAUAGGUUACAUCAACACACUUAGGACCAAUCUAAAGACUCCGUGGGUGUGUUUUUGUGCGUCUGCCAGGGGUUGCAGCAUGGGUACGUUUAUUCGAGGCAGAGCGGUUGACCUUAUGGCACAUGUGUUAGUGUGGCAGUCUGCUGAGGGACUGUGGGGUUACUGUACGUACCCAACACCCCCUGACCGGAGCGAUUUGUGCUUGGAGCCGCACGUUUGCCACUUCCCAUGUGCCCGUGUUAAUGCUGACAUGCACACGCACAUAAACACAAUCACAGACAUUUUUAAGUAGGUCAUAUAGCAAUAGGAGGGGGAUCGUUAGCAGAGGGACAGAGGGGGGGAGGAGGAGGUAGAGGGGGUGGAGGAGGAGGGGGUGAGGACACUCGUACACACAUGCAUCCCUGAAGAUGAACCCGCCGUGGAGGGGCAGAGCUCGCCACUCAGUCAGGCAGAAGAAAUAAAUCGGCCUCGGCGAGUGGGGAGUUUGAGUGUUCCUGCAAACGUGUGUGUUUGUGUGUGUGAGGGAUUUUUCUGCAGGAGCAUCAACUGUGUUCGAGUUUUAAUGAAGUCAACUUAAAUUUGAGUUGUAGUGUGAGUUUAUUUGCUUAUAAAGUGGCCUCUCCUCUCUCCUCUGUGAUCUUUUUUCAACCGAAACAGUUAAAUUCAAUGUAAAAGUGCGAAAUUUACAUCUAAAUACUUAAAUAAAGAAUUGUGGUGUAAGAUAAAUUUGUAAAAAAGAACAAAUAAUGCGCACAAACAUGAUUCAAACUGCAUGUUCUGUCUGGAUCUUCAACCAUCACAGUAAAGGAGCUCAGAGAAAGUGUUAGUGUCUGUCUCUCAGGCCUUAAUGGAGAGGAAAAUCCGGUUUGCAUGCAGAGAAAUCAGUGCCAUAUCAUCUCUUCACCCUCUACUCUCCUGACAACUUCUGAGAACUUUCCAUCUUGCAUUAUCUCUGAGUGACUCUCCCGUUCUCUUCGUUGUUCUCCUGCAGAGCCAAGUCGAAAAACGGAGGUCGUUCUCUGAGAGAAAAGCUGGAUAAGAUCGGGCUCAACCUGCCUGCCGGAAGAAGGAAGGCGGCCAACGUAACUCUACUUACCUCACUCGUAGAAGGUAUGGCAUGUCACUCAGCGGUGCUUAGCGAAGCACCUUCUCAGGUGUAAUUGCUGUUUGCAGCGACUGGAAUGUGGCUGUGAAUAUGUGAGAACGUCGAGCUCACUCACAGAGUAUGUGCGUAUGUUUGAAGUGGAACAGUCAUUUGUCCAAACACCAGUCAUUGUUGAAACGCCCCAUUAUAUGAAGACAAUGAGAGUGCAGCCAGUUUUCUUUUUUUAACGAGGAACUUGUUUUAUUCAGUCAGCGAACUUUAGUUGUUGACUCCGUUCCACAUCUCCUUCCACCAUGUUUCUGAUCAAAUCUUCUUCCAUGUCGCUCCUUUGCGGCGUGGUGGCGGAUCUCUCGUUACUUUAUUUCCAGGAGUGGUUUCGUCAUGCUGACACACUCUACACCUUCACCUUGUCAUCACUAAACAAACAUAAUCAUACCUUACCCAGGCUGCAGCACUUCUCUAUGAAUAGUUAUCGCUUUAAUCGCAUCCACCUGCUGCAGGCGAAGGAGGAAAAUCCCCCCCUCCUCUCUCUCUCGCUCCCCACAUGCUAAAUUUUUAUAAAUGGGCUGAUGGUUUUGUGCAGGACUAUGACUGUAGGCCCGUGUUAUUUAGAGACCUUCAAAGCUGAAUUAAGCCUUGUUAUCUCGUGUUCGGCUCGCCAGGAGGGUCUGCUGACCUUAAAGCUUGUGCUUCUGAAUAGCCGCCCGUUGUCCUCAAGUGAUGCGCGCUUUCAUCAAUAAGUGGUGCUGUUACGGCCGCGGGGCUCUCUCUGCGAGAUUUAUUUCACUAAGCCCAUUAUGACCAUGCAAGUCAAACCACCCUCAAGACGGGAAAUAUAUUCAUCUUAGUCGCUCUGGUGUCCCCGAGCUAGAAGACUGUGUGUGGAUGAUUAUUCUGGAGUUCAGCUGCUUCACUUCAUGUGCUCUGACACUCAUGUGUAUCAGGUUCAAAACGGGGCUGCUAGUAUAAUGCUCUGAAUUGAUAAAAAGCUGAGACCGGCCAGAUAAACCAUUUGAUCUUCACUAAGUGUGUCAGAGCAGAUGCAGCCAUAACUUCUGAAUUAAUAACUCUCCCAUAGAGAUAAACGCUUGUGUUUGAUUUUAGGGGUAAAAUGACCUUUUCUCUCCUUUUUUUUUUAGGUGAAGCUGUACAUUUAGCGAGAGACUUUGGUUACGUGUGCGAGACAGAAUUCCCUGCAAAGGCAAUCGCCGAAUACCUGGGCAGGCCGCACGUGGAACGCAACGAAGUCAACUCUCGCAAGAACAUGCUCCUCGCUGCCAAGUAAGUGUCAGGCCUGGAUGAAUGCCUUUGAGUUGUGGAGAAAUAGACCUGUAGCUAAAUGGGAUAUACCAAGUUGGCACGUCUGGAUUCUCACUGAUGUGGGCGUUGAAUUUGGACUGACUAUCUGAGGAUUUCGCAGAUUGAAUCCCCCCUGCAGGUUUCACUAAAUCUUUCUGGUUUUCUGAUUUUUUUUUUAGGCAAAUCUGCAAAGAGUUCACCGACCUCCUCACUCAGGACCGCUCACCUCUGGGAAACUCUCGGCCGGCCCCCAUCAUGGAGCCCGGGAUCCAAGGCUGCCUCACCCACUUCAGCCUCAUCACUCACGGCUUCGGCUCUCCGGCCAUCUGCGCCGCCAUGACCUCACUGCAGAACUACCUGAACGAGGCGCUCAAACAAGUGGACAAGAUGUACCUGAGCUCUGGGAGCGACACCCAGGGGUCCUCAGACAGUGGGAGCAAAUCUACCGACAAAAUGGACAAGCACAGGAAAUGAGAAAGGAGGAUCCUUAUGAACUUGAGAGCCCCCCCUUGAGCCCCUCGAUCUUGCCGCCCUGUCUGCCCUUUUUUUGGACAUUUUUUUGAAAUCGAUUGAUAAGUAUUGUCAUUUUUGCGAGCGUGUGUACGUGUGAAAUUCCAUCUUUUUCUUUUUUUUUGAGAUGUCAAUAAAUUCUGAGAACUUGUCACAGUUUGCUGCAACUCCAGCCGAUGGUGAAGGCCCGGGUCCUGGUCCGAAUGGGAGCCCACCACCUUUUUUUUUUUUUACUAUAUGGUACGACAAACACGAAGCGGUUCAACACAGUUGCCAAUGUGCUGAAGCUACAACCAUGGGACCUGCUCUUUGUUGACAGGAGGAGCAAAAAGAACAAAGUGCAUACUGUUUCUGUCUCCCCAGAGGACAUCAUUUCAAGAUGAGUUGCUGUGGCUGUGAAUUCCUCCCAGCUUCCUUCCCCCCCUCCUGCUCUGUCUGGAGGCAAAUCCGCUGAUUUCCUGUGUCUCAAUGGACUUGCAAAGGACAAUUUUUAUAUGAGAAAGCGAGAGAAGAAAAUCCACUUGGUUUUUUUUUUUUCCCCUGUUUUGUGCUCGAUUUGUACAACCACUUCAAAAUGGCUCCAGUGUUAUUGUGCUUUGUUCACGAGAGAUGAUUUGAAUCUUAUGUAGGCCUGAAUGAGAAAAAGACGAGUUUUGGUUUGUCGGUCUGUGUUCGGUCAGAAACCAUAGACUUUAAAGCCUCUUCAGUGUUCAUGUGGAUACCAGGCAUAGCAAUGCUUCCAUUGUUACUCUUUCUACUUUUGUGACCACUUUAGGUAUCCCUCAUUCUUAGUAUUUAAAAGAAACCUGAGUUACUAUCAACCUCCCACCCACUUCAGUCCUGCCUGAGUGUACGCAUGUUGUGAGAGUGAGUGUAAAUGUACAUAUUCUUUCUUUGAAAUGUUUUUAAUUAGACAUUAAAUUCCAAACAUAGAAUUUUAUCCAGCGUCUCGUCCUGGAUGUAAAUAUUUUCUAAUUUAUGUUGUAAUUUAAUGGGCUUGUGUAAAUAAUGGUUUCCCUCUGGUGUACGGUUUCACUUUUUAUGAUGACGUGUUUGACUUUUAUAAAUGGGUUAGUUUUUUAUCGAGUAGAGGUUAGGAAGUGGGCAU
Xyrichtys novacula (pearly razorfish) is the source of this 13076-nucleotide messenger RNA. Lineage: Eukaryota; Metazoa; Chordata; Actinopteri; Labriformes; Labridae. The record is from the annotation of a GenBank genome assembly.